UGAAGGUGUGUCGUCAUGAAAUGGGAGAAGUUGAAGCCUCCAGAGCCAGACGACCAAAUGUGUUGUUGUGAGUGUGACGUCUUCCAGUGUGGAUGUUGUUGUUGUGACUGUGACGACGUGGACCAGGCUUUUAACAGAUGGUUGCGGGACAGGACACCAAAGGCUGGAUGUCACUCUGCUCUCCUGGGGGCCUUGAUUGACCACUUGGAGAUCUCCAUAGUUCCAGCGCUGGUUCUCCUGCCGCUCCUGAUGCGUGUGGCGGCGCUGCACUACCUGCUGGGCAUCAUGACCCUGACGGCUCUGCCCGGCCUGGUGCUGUGGCUCUACUACGCCACCCACAGGAGGAAGAGACGGACACUCUUCUUCCUCACCCUGGCGCUCAACUCUCUGGCCUACACCUACUACCUCUUCAUCACGGAGAUUCUUCCUCGUGGGGACGUGAGCCGCAUCCAGCUGUGCUCCCUGACCGCCGGGGUGAUCCUGACUAUUGCCUCGCUGGUUCGGACCAAGAGAGGUCCGGGAUUUGUCAGGACUGAAGCUGUUGAGUAUUCGCCACACGCUAGCGUCCAAUCAGAGGCGUCUUCUUGCGCAGGCGCAACAUCACAGUUUCCCACAGGAAGUGGACGAUGCAGCUGGUGUCCUGUGUGCAAAAUUAGGCGACCAUCUCGGGCGGGACAUUGCAGGACAUGCAGAGCUUGCGUCCAACGCCUGGACCACCAUUGUGUCUGGAUAAACAGUUGUGUAGGACAGGCUAACCACCACAGCUUCCUGUUGACCGUGUGUGUGUUCCUGCUGACAUCUUUGUACGGCAUCGGCCUGGUGCUGCACAGCCUGUGUCCUCAACAGUACCUGGUCAGCGCGCUCUUCUACUGCCCAGGUGUCUACACUCAGUCCAGCUCAGCGCUCUGCUUCACGUGUGCCUGGUACGGCGUCAUCGUAACGGGCGGCCUGAUGUACCUGCUGGUGGCGCAGGUGAUGAAUAUCAGCUUUAACGUGACAGAGCGGGAGGCUCAGCUGGCCCUGAGGAACAAAACGGGCCAGAGACGCCUGUGCGGGCUCGCCGUCGCCACGGGAACAAAUUCACGAGGCCUCUACCAGAACUGGGUUGACUUCCUCUCUAUGGCCGAUGCCUCGAUGGCGGGCAAGUGGUACCUGAUUGGUUUCGCCUCCAACGGCCAAUGGUUUGUCAACCGCCGCGCCAGUAUGAAGAUGGGCACGGCCGUGCUCGGCCCGACUGCAGACGGUGACCUGGAUAUGUCCUAUGCAAGUUUGAAAUCUGACGGCUCAUGCUGGAGAAUGAACAACCUGGCGAAGAAGACGGACAUGCCUGGAAAGUUCACGUACACAAGCUGGGGCAACGCCAACGACAUGCGUGUGGUGGAUGUCAAGUACGACCAGUACGUCCUGACGCACACUGUAAAGUUAGACGGGGGUAAUCCAACAGUGAUAAACAAGCUUUACGGCCGUGCACAGGAUCUCAGCACGGAUCUGCUGGAGAAGUUCAGGCAGUUCUCACUCGAAACUGGAAUUCUACCUGAAAAUAUUGCAUUCCUUCCCAAAAAUGGUGAGUGCCCGGCAGCCUGAAAUGAACGAGCUGCUGUCAAAGAGGAAUAUUUACUAGAAAUACAGAUGUGUGCAAAUAAAAACAGCUAACAUAC
Entelurus aequoreus (snake pipefish) is the source of this 1658-nucleotide messenger RNA. RefSeq names its product palmitoyltransferase ZDHHC23-A-like. The transcript is spliced from 9 exons. The record is from RefSeq and is a predicted model, not a curated record. The coding region runs from base 16 to 1584 and encodes 522 amino acids. Gene Ontology annotation, molecular function: palmitoyltransferase activity; small molecule binding. NCBI's taxonomy places the organism in Eukaryota, Metazoa, Chordata, Actinopteri, Syngnathiformes, Syngnathidae.